Astyanax mexicanus (Mexican tetra) is the source of this 1824-nucleotide messenger RNA. Its product is annotated as perforin-1-like. Gene Ontology annotation, cellular component: membrane attack complex. NCBI's taxonomy places the organism in Eukaryota, Metazoa, Chordata, Actinopteri, Characiformes, Acestrorhamphidae. Bases 4 to 1731 code for a protein of 575 amino acids. The transcript is spliced from 2 exons. The record is from RefSeq and is a predicted model, not a curated record. Gene Ontology annotation, biological process: immune response.
CAGAUGAUGGGGUGGAUGUUCCGUUGCCUUGUCACCUGCUGGAUGUGGUGUUCUCUUCUCUCCAUGCUGAAUGCAGAAGAAGAGCCAGAACUAGGUGGGCCAAGAGAAUGCAAGAAUGCUCACUUCGUACCUGGAUACAACCUUGGAGGAGAGGGCUUUGACGUUGUGAAGAUGGAGCAAAAAGCGUCUUACGUGAUCGACAUGGAGAAGUGGGACAGAGGGAACCGCAGUUGCCUAAUUUAUCGGAACGCAUAUUUGAAGAAUGUAAGGCAGAAGAUACCGGCAGCUGUGACCUACUGGAGAAAACUUCCGAAGUGUUCAAUGAAGGUUGUAAGCCAGAUUUAUGACUCCAGUGAAGCUCUUGUGAAAAGUUCUACCUCAUCGAUUUCAAACAACUGGAAAUAUGGACUGAGUUUGCCACACAGCAGUUUGGGUUCUAUAGGAGGCACUCAUUCCCGUGAAGCAACAUACGCAAUGAAAAAGUCCAAAGAAGACAAGUACAGUUUCACCAAGCAUGAUGUCACAUGUAGCUUCUACAGCUACAAAAUAACAUCUUCACCACCACUGCAUCGGGAAUUUCUUCGCGCUGUUAGGUCUCUUCCUCGAAAAUAUAAUUCAGCAUCUUAUCAAGCCAUAAUUGACAAGUUUGGCACACACUAUACCACAGGAGUGGAUUUAGGUGGGAGGAUGAAAGCGGUAACAGCCAUUAGAACCUGCAAAGCAGAAAUGAGUGGCCUUACCGAAACAGCAGUUAAAGACUGUUUGGAUGUGGAGGCAUCAGGUACGUACAAGGGUGUCACCCUGAAAGCAGAGGCCCAACACUGUCAGGACCUGAAAAGAAGAAUGAGUACAAAUAGGAAAUUCAGCUCCAUGUUUAAUGAACGACAGACAGAGAUUAUUGGAGGCAACAUCAAUGGUGAGGAUAUCCUUUUCUCUCCUAAUUCACAUCCAUAUGCACGAAAAGCGUGGGUGGAAUCUCUGAAGACCAUCCCAAAUGUGGUGAGAUACUCUCUUCAACCCCUGCACUCCGUGCUGAGUUACAAUCACCCUGCUAGGAAUGGACUAAAGAAAGCUAUUGAGAAGUAUAUCAUUGCAAAUGCUUUACGAAAGGCUUGCUCUGGGUCUUGUUAUAUAGGGCAUCGCACUAGUGUAAGGGAUCGCUGUGCUUGUGUCUGUAGAAGAAGCCAAGUAAUUACUGCCAACUGCUGUCCUGCUGAAAAAAAUCUUGCCACGCUGAGGGUUUACAACCUCCAUGCCAAUGGGUUAUAUGGAGACGUAUGGACUGCAACAGAUGGCUCGGUUGAAGUUUCUUACGGGUCCACAAUCGCACGUACUCAAGUGAUUAAUAAUAACAACAAUCCCUGGUGGAGAGAAUCGUUUCAGUUUGGUCCUGUCAAGCUGUCCAAAGGCCGAAAACUCACUUUCAAAAUAUACGAUGCAGACUAUUACUGGAACAGUGACUUUCUUGGACAGUGCUCCAUUGACCUGAAAAGUGGAGUUGUGACUAACGCAUGUUACUUAAAGCAUGGAACUUUCUUUUACACCUAUUCAUUAAAAUGUGCUCCCAGUCUGCAGGGUAAACGGUGUGAAAAUUAUAGUCGUUCUCCAAUGGACACCGAGCUGGCCAAAAUAUUCCGCUCUCGAAACGGCAUUCUGGCUAAAGAUAUGUGGAAACUCCAGGCAGCUCAGAACAACUCCAAUAAGCUCUACUAUAAGAGUGAUUAUCUGUAAAAGCAGAACCAGAUCAUGUUCAGCAGUUAUGUUGCUUAAACAGCUUAGCUCUUAUUGCUUGUUUGACAAAUGAAAAAAUAAUAAUACAAUAAU